This is a messenger RNA of Rhea pennata, 3448 nucleotides long. It is a transcript of the gene KCNJ8, whose product is annotated as potassium inwardly rectifying channel subfamily J member 8. Gene Ontology annotation, biological process: potassium ion import across plasma membrane; regulation of monoatomic ion transmembrane transport. The record is from RefSeq and is a predicted model, not a curated record. Gene Ontology annotation, molecular function: ATP-activated inward rectifier potassium channel activity. The coding region runs from base 221 to 1486 and encodes 421 amino acids. Gene Ontology annotation, cellular component: plasma membrane. The transcript has 3 exons. NCBI's taxonomy places the organism in Eukaryota, Metazoa, Chordata, Aves, Rheiformes, Rheidae.
UCCCUCGCUCCGAGAAGUGUCAAAAUAGCAAGUUUUGUUUCUGUUGGGAGCCAAUACCAAUUGCUCAUAUAAAAAUCAUGAUCUGAAAUAGUGAGGGCACUGCAAAAUAAUCACACAGCAACAUUUAAUGGUACAGACGCGCUAGAAGAACUUGCAAAGACCUGCUAGAAGGACCAUCCCCCACUUGGCAUCCUGCUAGGUGGACUAUGGUGGCAGGAAGAUGCUGGCUCGGAAGAGUAUUAUUCCUGAAGAGUAUGUGUUGGCACGGAUCGCUGCGGAGAACCUGCGCAAGCCGCGGAUCCGGGACCGGCCACGCAAAGCCCGCUUCAUCGCCAAGAACGGGGCAUGCAACCUGGCGCACAAGAACAUCCGCGAGCAGGGACGGUUCUUGCAAGACAUUUUCACCACCUUGGUGGACCUGAAGUGGCGGCACACGCUGGUCAUCUUUACUAUGUCCUUCUUGUGCAGCUGGUUGCUCUUUGCCAUGAUGUGGUGGCUGGUGGCUUUUGCCCACGGGGACAUGGAUGCAAGCAUUGAGUGCACUACGAACAGCACCAAGUGGACACCGUGUGUGACAUGUGUCAGGUCUUUCACUUCUGCUUUCCUCUUCUCCAUUGAAGUUCAAGUGACCAUUGGUUUUGGGGGCAGGAUGAUGACAGAAGAAUGUCCCUUGGCCAUCACAGUCUUGAUUCUGCAGAAUAUUGUGGGUCUGAUCAUCAAUGCCGUCAUGCUGGGCUGCAUAUUCAUGAAAACUGCGCAAGCUCACAGGCGGGCAGAGACCUUGAUCUUCAGCCGGCAGGCAGUCAUUGCAGUUCGAAACGGCAAGCUUUGCUUCAUGUUUCGAGUGGGAGAUCUGAGGAAGAGCAUGAUCAUUAGUGCCUCUGUGAGAAUCCAGGUUGUAAGGAAGACUACUACCCCUGAAGGAGAAGUCAUACCCAUUCACCAAGUAGAUAUCCCUGUGGAUAACCCCAUUGAAAGCAACAAUAUUUUCCUUGUGGCUCCCUUAAUCAUUUGUCAUGUCAUAGACAAGCGGAGUCCUCUUUAUGAUAUCUCUGCUGCUGACCUGGCUCUCCAAGAUCUGGAGCUCAUAGUGGUACUUGAAGGAGUUGUAGAAACUACUGGCAUCACGACACAGGCAAGAACCUCCUACAUAGCAGAGGAGAUCCUAUGGGGUCACCGCUUUGUGCCCAUUGUCACCGAAGAGGAAGGCGUGUAUGCAGUUGACUACUCCAAAUUUGGCAACACCGUCAAAGUCGCAGCACCACGUUGCAGUGCUCGAGAGCUCGAUGAGAAGCCGUCAAUUCUCAUCCAGACCCUCCAGAAGAGCGAGCUGUCCCACCAAAACUCCCUGCGGAAACGCAACUCCAUGAGAAGAAACAACUCCAUACGGAGGAACAACUCCAUGAGGAGAACCAAUCCCUCCCUCAUGGUGCCCAAAGUACAGUUUAUAACACCUGAGGGGAGCCAGAGUGCCUCCGAAACGUGAUAUUGAGCUUUAUGCAAGGUUUGAGGGCUUCAAAAGGAGGAAGCACCCAUAGUGUUUUGUUUAAAUUUUCUUUUACUUAAGAAAAUGGGAACAUGAUGCAGAACAGAACUCUACAAGAGCUAUUUAUUCUACUACUUACUGAAAGCACCACCUAAUGGCAUUAAGAUACACUUUAGCACUUAGUGUAUGAAUUAAUAAAAAAUGGCACAUACACUAAAGUAAACACCAUUCACUCAUGUAAUAUAGCAUGUAUUUAUAGAUGUUUUAGUGGCAGGCUAAUUUUAAAGAUCAUAUUUUUCUUAUCAGGGGACUCUUUCCUAUCUUUUUUUUGCUGGCUGUCACAAAAUGUGUUUUUUCUAUGUAAAUGGGUGACCCAUCUCCAGGCAGAAGUGAGAGCAUUUUCAAAACUGCUGAGUUUCAAUAACUCCCCCAGACUCUGUAGGGAUUCUUUGGAUAUCUAUCUUUUGGGGCUGAAUUCCUUCUUCCCUUGAAAUGAGUAGCUGAAUUCCUCAGUGAUUUCACUGGAAGAGAGCCAGGAUUUUACCUUCAGCUUUGCACAUCUUUUGUUUCUGUUGGUUUAUGGCAAAGUCAUUGUGGGAGAAUUUCCAGUCAAUCGGCUGAACGGAACUGACCCUGUUUGGGAGCGCUGAGCUCCGCUACGGUGCUUGUGGACUGCACCCGGAGGGCAAGAUGCACUGCUGGAGCACAAGGUGCGGGUGCGCUCGCAAUGCCGCUACGACUCAAAAGACGAGAUGCUCAAGCCUGCCUUGCUGCCAAAUGGGUAUCCAUUUCACUAAAUUAAAGAAGUUGAAUAUAUACACCAUUUUAAUGUUUUCUUCAUAGCAGUGGAAGACCAGAUGCUGUUUUUCUUUCUCUUACAGGUUAACACACUGGAGGCAAUGGCUAUGUUCCCUUCACUUACAUUACUUUUUGUAGGAUUAAGGUUGUUUACUUUAGUAGAAGGUUACUCUUUCACCAGUGGGAACUCAUCAAUGGGUGUGAGAGAUAAUCAUGCCAAUAAUUUUAAAGAUAAUAUUUUCAAAAUUGUCUGAAUAUUUUCAGGGGUACAUGGAUGCUGCUGCCAAAUUACUAUUUUUCAGUGCUGUCUCACUUGUGUUUUUGUGUAAUAGGACAUUGAUAAUUGACAAAAAUAGCUUUUCUCUUCAGAUUAAAAUGGACAUUUAUCUAGAGUCGCCACAAAAAUGUUACCAGAAGUCUUUCUACAAUUUUAAAUGCCUGACAGAUAAUUGUAUCACACAAUGCUAAAUUGAGGCCCACUUUUUCCCAGGGACACACUUUUUUCCCCUCUGAAUAGGAAGUGUAGUUAUGGAGAAACUACUGCUCAUGUUUCUUACAGGAGUUGCCUUACUAUGUCUCUGGUUCAAGAGUAUUCUUAUUACCGUGCUGCUGGCUUCUCAGAGCCAUCCAGCCAUCUAAAUACUUCUGUAAUUUUAAAUAUCUGCUUAUUCCUAUCAGAUAAAAGAAUCAAAAGCAAUGCUGGAGUCUGUGUCUCAGUAGAAGUCUGCUUAUUGGCACUUCUAUGGACCAACUACAGCCUUCAUGCACUGGGGGGCUGUGACAUUAAGAGGCAUUGCUGCAUCAUACAGACUCUCCGUAUGGAGCAGGUGCCCUCCAGAACACCACAGCUGACUAAAUAUUUCAUCUGAAGAAGUAAUAGAGAUUUCAGCUGUGGCUAAAAGUGUUCAUUCCCUUGUCAGUCUGUUAGCUUUCUUGGAGGAUGGCUGGUGAAUGUCUGCAGAUGUUGUCUAUUGUGUUUCCAAAUAAUUAACAUUUGUAGCUUCCAAGAAGAAUCAAAUUGGAGUGUAUGCCUCCAUUUCCAAGCCUAUGACUUUCUUUGAGGGGGUUUGUUUGCUCAUGUGUAUGAAGGAGUUGAGAUAUGGUUAAGUCAGAUGCUGUACAAAAACAAAUCUUCUAAAAAAAAAAUAAAAGUGCCAACAAUGA